ACUUCGGUGUGAAAAUAUAUAAAUAAAAAAAAAAAAAAUUGUCAGUCGCGCCGGGACUCGGGGAUUUUCGAGCGACCUAUACGAUAUAGUAUAUAGCUGUUUAGUAGUGUCCCGAGGGGCGCACGGUUCGUCGAGUUUCCCGUUUCUCUCAGCUUUCUCGGCUGUUCUCCGCGCGCUUUUCCACGAAAAAAGAAAACAGAAAAAAGAAAAGGAGAAAGAGCGAACAAUGGGAAAGACGUUCCACGCGGCGAGACAUUCUGUUUGUUUCCUCGACCGUCGGUCUUCCCUAAUCUUCGACCUCUUUCUCGAGAACGAAACGUCGAUCGAGCACCGAAUCCGAUUAUUCAAUCGGAGAACUACCGAGGUAAACGGGACCCCCGACCAAUAACACGUCGCUGAGACCAAAAGAAUCAUUUUUCACGGUUCCGCAAGUAAAAAGAUGUCCCCGAGAAUAAGCGAAACUCCCCGCGUCCUCGCCUGCUGUGUCUGUUUCAUGUUUUUCAAUAUUUGUAAUUUAUCGAUAAAAUUAUUAAAACGGUAUCGAUACAUAACAGUCUAAAGUGUGCGCUACUCUACAUAAUAUUAUUAUAUAUAAAGUAUAAAAGUAUACAUUAUAUAUAUAUAUUAUAUAUAUAUAUACAUAUAUAUUAUAUAUGAGAAGUAUAAUAUAUAUAUUAUACACACAUUGGGAUUGGUGAGAAUAUACGGUUUUUUCGCUUUGGAGUGUUAUUUUCUGAAAAUAUUGAACAAAAUAUGGAAAAAAAAUUAAAAAAUAAAACCAAUGAAUAAAAAAAAAAAAAAAACAAUGAACGAACCGUUCUUCCUCGAUUGUUUCAUUAUUUUUCAUCGCGACACCUCGACAUCGCUCGAUUCGAACAAGAGACGUGCCGAUCCCGCGUGCAUUUUCCCGUACUGUCGUUACAGAAUCGACCAAAGGAGACCAGAAAUGUCGAAUACGAAGAACGAAAGCGAUCCACCCGGUGAAACCGAAAACGAGGUUCGGUUUCCUAGCUGUAAUCGUUUCAUCUGCGGCGUACGUCGACGCCGAGAGGAUCGAAUGCAAAGAGGUGCACGUGCGCGUCAUUUAUCCGUCACACGUCGAAAAAUUCGGUAUUCGAGCCUCUCGAACAGCCCUUAUCGCGGACAGCCUUCAACGAAACGUCAGUCCCAUGGCUUUGCAUUCAACUUUCACGGUUCCUGAUUUUCGACGAUGCCGGGAAACUUUGUGUCGGUAGAUGUCGACCAGUGUUGGGUCUUACAGCAGUGGUCAUUUCCUCUACUUUACUUUUCAAAUAGUUACAAACAUUUUAUAGAAGUAAUAUCAUCGUUGUCAACCCCCGUGGCCCCUUUCACGCGAAAGCUCGACGCUUCGUUAGUUGCGUUACGUGGUAAAUUCGCGCGUGCGCAAUUGUCAUUAAUCAGUAAUCGUAAAUUGCAUUUGUAAUAUGCAAUUAUAAAUCACUAAUUGGUAAUCUUGCAUGGAUAAUGGUUUCCGAUUAAUCAUUAAACCCGAGUACUGGUUAUUCGGUAAUGGUAAUCGUGAAUUACAUUUUGCCCGACACUGGUGUCGAUGCGAAUCCACGAUAAGAGUUAGCGAAAUUCGAUUCGGUUAAAAAUUUGCUAGCAACCCGAUGGACAGUCGAUGGAUCGGUCAGAAGUCUUCGUCGAACCUGAGAAAAAGUUUCUGGCGACCCUUCCAUCUAAAUUCAAGAGCAUGAUCGGAACAUCGUUCAGAAUCGAGAGCGAGAGACCACAGGAUCUCAUCGAGUUAGAAUAUUUAUUCUUGUAUCGAAAUAAUGGUACUAAAGCGUGUAGAGUCUUCGUAUUUCCGCAGAUCGCUGGGAAAUGCUCUCGAGAUCACCGACUACGAGACAAACAUGGCUUCCUUUUGGUUCCUAGACACGUUAGCGCUUCAAGUUCUACAGAACAAAAAGAACCUCGAUGGCUAUUACUUGAGCGUCUUGAUCAGUUGGCUGGCUGGGGAAAUGACGUUGAUUCGAGAUAAGAAGCAUCCUCGUGAGACGUUUCUCGAAGAGAUGAAAGAGAUUUUCAACGUGGCUGCUUCUAAAGUGACCGAAGAGAAUCGAGUGCCUUACUGGGACGAAAUCGUGUCUAACGAUGACACGGAAAAAGCGGAAGUUGAAGAGCAUUCGGUGAACGACCAACGUUCGUCGAUUUUAAACGAGUCGAAACGAGAGUCAACGAAAAAUCUGCAGAAAAGGCAAAGCAAAGAGUCACGCAGCAAUGUCAAGAAGGAAGUAAAUAGAAAAGAAACAUUCUCGGAUAGCCUCGAAAAUCCAUCGUCAUCCGUGUCGGAAGAAAUCGAGAAACCUUUCAGCAACGUAGACCCAAUUCUUGCGUUGGAUGCCCUGAUGGAAUGUACAUACGACAUGUACGCCAACGAGUUUCGUUACACCCUCGUCUACGCAGUCUUCGUUGAGCCAAUAGAAUUGGAAAUAUGUGAACUGCCAUUUGUUCUUCGAGAACCACGGCCAGUGAAGCUGGCAGAUCCUAUGUCGAUGCCUUUUGACGUGAAACUUCGGCAGAGAUUUGGAAAAUCGAAAAAAUCGGAGAAGAAAACGACAGGUAAAAGAAAGAAAAAAACACAACCGGAAGUACCCGUGACUCCUCCGCCUUCUCUAACAGACGAAGAGAUGUUAACGAACAAGCGUAAAUUUAUUUUACCGCUGAUAGAAGCAGAAAAUGCGUUGGAAAUAUUUGAACAGUACGAGGACACGCGGUAA
This is a messenger RNA of Hylaeus anthracinus, 2744 nucleotides long. RefSeq lists its product as uncharacterized. The transcript has 5 exons. The record is from RefSeq and is a predicted model, not a curated record. The coding region runs from base 1797 to 2744 and encodes 315 amino acids. NCBI's taxonomy places the organism in Eukaryota, Metazoa, Arthropoda, Insecta, Hymenoptera, Colletidae.